Phyllostomus discolor (pale spear-nosed bat) is the source of this 1855-nucleotide messenger RNA. It is a transcript of the gene PDLIM2, whose product is annotated as PDZ and LIM domain 2. The record is from RefSeq and is a predicted model, not a curated record. The transcript is spliced from 10 exons. Gene Ontology annotation, biological process: heart development; actin cytoskeleton organization; muscle structure development. NCBI's taxonomy places the organism in Eukaryota, Metazoa, Chordata, Mammalia, Chiroptera, Phyllostomidae. Gene Ontology annotation, molecular function: actin binding; muscle alpha-actinin binding. Bases 324 to 1397 code for a protein of 357 amino acids. Gene Ontology annotation, cellular component: adherens junction; Z disc; stress fiber.
AGCUUGCCUAGCUGGACCAUGUGGCCAAGGGCUGGGCAGGUCACAGGAGGCCCCUCUGAAGACCCUGGCCUCACCUUGGCUGGUGGGUGGCCCCGCCCACUUCCUUGCUGUCACUCUGUUCCCACAGUGCCACCCUCCCCCAGAGCAGGAGGAAGUGCCGUAUGUCAUCGGUUUUGGGGACAGGAAGCAAGCUCUAGUGGGACUUAGCCCUGGUGGUGGAGGAGGGGGAGGAGGAAAUGCCUACACCCCCUGCCACCCGCAGGCCGCCGCCUGCCGUGCCCAGCGAGCCCCUCUCUGGCCCUGUCUGACAGCUGCCUCCAGGCAUGGCGCUGACUGUGGAUGUGGCGGGGCCGGCGCCCUGGGGCUUCCGUAUCACCGGGGGCAGGGAUUUCCACAAGCCCAUCACGGUGACCAAGGUGAUGGAGCGGGGCAAGGCCGAGGCUGCUGAUCUCAGGCCUGGUGACAUUAUCCUGGCCAUCAAUGGGGAGAACGCACAGGGCAUGCUCCAGGCAGAGGCCCAGAGCAAGAUCCGCCAGAGCCCCUCGCCCCUGCGGCUACAGCUGGACCGGUCCCAGGCUGCCUCUCCUGGGCAGACCAACGGGGAAAGCUUGGAGGUGCUGGCAACCCGUUUCCAGGGCUCAGUGAGGACACACACUGACAGCCUGUCCUCCCUCCAGUCCUCCUGCUCCAGCCCAGCCUCCCCCAGCCCCCGGUCAUACAGCCCCUUCUGCAACCAGCCCUCUACCAGCCCGCCUGCCCUCGCUGGGGAAGCAGCGAUCAGCCGAAGUUUCCAGAGCCUGGCGUAUAGCCCGGGACUCACCGCUGCUGACCACCUGUCCUAUGGGGGCCACCCCGGAAGCCGACAGGCUGGCCUUGGCUCCAGCCUUGCUGGCGAUUCGGCUGUGCUGGUGCUGCCGCCUUCUCCGGGUCCCCGGACCGCCAGCCCCAGGCGCAGUGUGGACUCGGAGCGGGGAGGCCACCACCUGGAAGAGGACUCCGAGGUCUUCAAGAUGCUGCAGGAGAACCGAGAGGCGCGGGCGGCGCCCCGGCAGUCCAGCUCCUUCAGACUCCUGCAGGAGGCCCUGGAGGCCGAGGAGAGAGGUGGCACGCCUGCCUUCCUGCCCAGCUCGCUGAGCCCCCAGUCCUCCCUGCCCACCUCCAGGGCCCUGGCCACCCCACCCAAGCUCCACACGUGUGAGAAGUGCAGCACCAGCAUUGCGAACCAGGCCGUGCGCAUCCAGGAGGGGCGGUUCCGCCACCCCGGCUGCUACACCUGCGCGGACUGCGGGUUGAACCUGAAGAUGCGGGGACACUUUUGGGUGGGGGAUGAGCUGUACUGCGAAAAGCAUGCCCGCCAGCGCUACUCAGCGCCCAAAACCCUCAACUCCCAGGCCUGAGCGUCGCUGUGGUCUCAGCCUGCCCUUGACUCUGUGGGCGCCCCGAGCCAGGGCCUCGCCUGCAGCAAGUUGCCAUGGAAGAGCGAUGGUGGGUGGUGGGUCCCUUUCCUCCUUGCUAGCUGGGGCCAGAAGCGGGGUCCUGUCUCGGGCGGUGGGUGAAGGCAGGCUCACCCUCCCAGGCCUUUGCUAGAUACUCCUGCUCCCCCUGCUGGACAAGUUCUGUACCAGCCUGAGGUGGAUGUUGCAUCAGGGCCUCCCAGAGCAACAGGGGCUACGCUGGUUGGAGGUUGGACCACUAUGGAGAUUAGGAGAGGGGUGGGCCACAGGCUGACGGUAUUCACCGUGUAAAGUUUCUGACAUGUGAGCUCCAUAAACAUACAUACGUGGACAAAAUAAAGUAGCUGCCCCUCUUUCCUGCCCUGGCUUCUCCCUACCAGUGGGUGAAGAGGCUCUAUUUA